Messenger RNA from Scomber japonicus (chub mackerel), 685 nucleotides. RefSeq names its product selenoprotein K (gene selenok). Gene Ontology annotation, biological process: calcium ion transport; endoplasmic reticulum calcium ion homeostasis. The coding region runs from base 52 to 327 and encodes 91 amino acids. Lineage: Eukaryota; Metazoa; Chordata; Actinopteri; Scombriformes; Scombridae. Gene Ontology annotation, cellular component: Golgi apparatus; endoplasmic reticulum membrane. The transcript is spliced from 5 exons. The record is from RefSeq and is a predicted model, not a curated record.
ACCCGGACCCGGAAGUGCAGCUGUAAACAUUGCUGCUAUCUUCUUUUAAAGAUGGUGUACGUGUCUAAUGGUCAGGUCCUGGACAACAGGAUGCAGUCGCCAUGGCGGCUGUCUCUCCUGGUUGAUCUCUUCUGGGGAGUGGUGGAGUUUUUCGGACUGUUUUUCAAGACAAUAAUUCACCCUGACAUGACGAAGGAUGGAUACGGCGGUACGUCAAGCUACAGUGAUGGCAGAGGUCCUCCAGGUCCCCCUGGUAGCAGAAGAAGGAUGGGAAGAGUAAACCAUGGUGCAGGUCCCAACGCCCCACCAAUGGGUGGAGGAGGAUGAGGAAGGUAAACGCCUACACAUCCAGUGUAGGCGUGGGGCCCGGCCCAGUGUCUGUCUGUUGAGAACAUGAAGAAAGAUGGUGAUGUCACUGUGCUGAAGCCCCUCCUCAUUGGCUGCUGCUGCCACGAGCAGUUUCAUGACACCUUUCUGGGAAUUCCUACACGUAGGGGCCAGAUCGGCUGAUAAAGCAGCUAUCCUCAUCAUUUUCUCCCUUUUUCCUGCUUCUGCAGUUUCAUUUUCCUGUGACACCAGAGCUGUGUGUCACUAUUACGAUCAUCCCCCUGGGAAUCUUUAGGUUACUUUAAUCUUUGUUUUGUAUUAUUCUGUUUGAAUAAAGAUUUACGCUGUUUAAACCCAA